AUGGACGUUGCGACCAGUCUGUCAGGGAGACGCCGUCAUCAACUCACUGUCGCUCUGCUUUCAAGUCGCCAUUUGCAGACAGCGAUUGCUAGAGCACGUAGCAGUCAUGCUGCUGAGCUCUCGAUGGUGCUGUUCCAACAGCCCGUCUAUUGGGAUAUAAUCAAUGUCAUACUAGACCGCAUUGUAUCUCUGCCGAAGGUUGAAGUCAAGCUUGAGCGAGAAGGCGAAGAUCCGCUGUAUGGAAGACUUCCUAUCGACCAUCUCGGUCUAACGACAUUCUUGCUGAACGCCGCCACACGCGCCAACUGCAAAUGUACAGAGCUUGUUCUCGCAGAUGAAUUCCACAUGUCAAGCUAUGAUCAAGCGGAGGGGCGUGACGCACCGCCACUCCACGCGGUCAUUGAUCACAUCGCUAGGGAUCUACGCGAAUUCUCCUUCGGCGCCAUAUUAACGACUCAGCUUGGACCCGAUGGGCAAGACGCGCUUCGCAGAUUCAGCUUUGUCAAGCCUUUGCUAGCCGAAAGCAAGAGGCUGGAACACCUAUGCCUUAUAGUGCCGGGGGCCGAGGGUCUUUCAGUUACGGAUCAAUUCACGCGACUGGUCCCAAGCCUGUUGGAAAAGGCCUACCUUGAAUCACUCUCAAUUAUUGAGCUUUAG
This is a messenger RNA of Pseudocercospora fijiensis CIRAD86, 657 nucleotides long. RefSeq lists its product as uncharacterized. Bases 1 to 657 code for a protein of 218 amino acids. The record is from RefSeq and is a predicted model, not a curated record. NCBI's taxonomy places the organism in Eukaryota, Fungi, Ascomycota, Dothideomycetes, Mycosphaerellales, Mycosphaerellaceae. The transcript has 2 exons.